Messenger RNA from Paramuricea clavata, 17924 nucleotides. NCBI's taxonomy places the organism in Eukaryota, Metazoa, Cnidaria, Anthozoa, Malacalcyonacea, Plexauridae. The record is from the annotation of a GenBank genome assembly.
AGCGGUUCUCCUUUUAUGAUAAAUACAAUUGAAGCUCAAAAAGAAUGCGUAAUUAAGAGCAAAACUCGCUUGAAUUUGCUGGCAAGAAACUCGUGUUGCAUUCGUUUUGAUGUGAAAAUUCAUCGCGAAAAACCGUGCAUAAUUAUUAUAAUCCGAAGCAAGGCAUUCUUGGCAGUAUUACGUUAGAAAAUCCCAUCAAAAUUAUGAAGGGACGGUAAGGAUUCAUAUUACAUGCCGUUUGACCUAUGUAAGACAACAGAAACGAGCCAAAAUUUUUGCACUGGCUUCGUUUUCGCUUAAAACAUCAAGAAAUAACGCUGUAAUGUUAACGAAAGCGUUUGUAAGAGGUUUAUAAUGAAAUUGAUGCACUCCUGUUAAAUUUCAGACGGAAAAAUCUACAUUCUAUCAUCUCGAAAAUAUCGGGAAACGUGGACUCGAACGUUGAAGCCGAUACGCAGGUAUUGUCUUGAAUCUUUUAUUUAAAUAUGAAUGCAUUUCAUCAAUCUAGUGGGUUAGAAUGUUUCCAACGUUUUUGCGAGUAUUUGUUGCAAUAUAUUUUGUAAUUGCUACAAGUACAGCAUUCGAACUUUCGUAGAAAACUGCAUUUUAAGAUGAGGAUUUGGCAAAUCUAUUCUGUUUCCAAAUGCAAACCUUGCAAUUACUCAAGCAUUCAGAAAGCGGUCUAAAUAUAGUUUAAAUAUUGUCGGGUUUGUGUGUGUUAAAGUUAUAAUAUACGUGAAUGUAUAGAAUUAUUGAUGUUUUCAAGAAUAAUUGACAGUCCAAAGUACCAUAGAAUGUUAGCCUGUACUUCAGCUGGCCAUUGAAGCCAGAAAAUACCAUAUAACCAUAGUGACCUUCUCGUGCUCGGCUGAAUGCAUGAGUAAGUAAGCUGUACACAUCCAAUUGGUCGUUAGUCGAUGGCAGUCUUAUAUACUGAACUACACCCUCCAAAUCCAAUUGCGGGGCGCCGGGGCAUUUCGAAUUGGGGUCAACCUUGCAAUUAAAUCUGAUCAAAUGUGUUGUGCAUGUUAUAUUUUGUUUGGCAUUCACUUAAUAGAUGGCAUGCUUUUCACAUGUCAAAAUUUAGAAAAUAUUUUUUCAAAUUUCUGCACAUGUUAAUUAAGUGGUUCUUUCAAGUAAACCUAGCCUGCGAAUUCAGCCGCCUCACUUCGAACCAGCUUGCAUGCCGAAGGAAUGAAAUUGAACUAAGUAAUUUUUUGAACAUGAAGAGUAAUUAGCUUUUCUCACGCCGCCAUUUUUGGGUGGCUUUUCAGCCGAAGUCUGUGAGAUAAGUCUACAUAACAGCGACUUUUUAUAAUUUUUUGGACGAAUGAUGUCAAACUUGCUUUGUAAAUGAUUAGUUUAUUUUGAAAAAUUGCUUUUCGCAUUGUUUUAAUUGUCUGUAUUGGUUAAUGAGAAUUAGAUGCCACCCAAAAAUGGUGGAUAUUCGUCACCAUGAGAAAGGCUAAUUGGGCUCUAAAGCUGGGCCGUGAAUUCCUAAUAAUAAAAACUGAACAUGACAUAAAUUUACAUGACCAACGUUUCAGUUAGAUUUGUACGACGCAGGCUGAAAUGUUCAUAGUGUAUUAAAUGAGGGUGUUGAUGGGGUAUAUUGUGAGUCGUGAUUCACUCAAUUUCGGUUACUGUCAGUUGUGAAAACACUAAAAAUUUAGCGUGAAUUGUGAGGAAAAAAUACUGUUUAAUGUUUCAGAACACUUUUCAAAGAUUUACCGUUAAAAUACCAAAAUGUUACUUAUUAUUACCGUUAAAAUACCAAAAUAUUUACUGUUUACUGAUUUUCAGAUCCCCCCCCCCUAAACCCUCUUAAAUUCAUGGUAAGUUUAAUUUCAGACCAAUUGAAAUUCACAAUGCCCAAUACCUUAGCAUUGUGGUGAACUGCUUCAUCCCCCCCCCCCCUAAAUCCUCUUAUAUUUAUCAUGGCAACUUCAAAACGUCACUUUUGGACAAUUCUAGAACAAAAUUGCAAGAGUUCCUUAUGUGGGGACAUUUUUGAACUGCAGGGAUCUUCCAAGAACUUCUGUUGACAGACAGAAUUCUGCGAGUUGGAAACCGUCCCAAAUUCCAAUGGGUAUUAUCAUUCGAAUUGGAAUUCCAAUUGGAUUUUUUAUUUGAGUUACACCAUAGUGAAUGUAACAAAGUUUUUUUAACGAAUAAGGAAGUUUGACGCAACUUUAACCUUUGUGGACCAUAUCAGGACCGUAUAAAUAGCUACGGAGCAGCUUAAAUAUUCUUUUAUGUACGUCAUAAAUAAGCUUUCUUGGCGUUGUUCGUUCAUGUAGAGUAUAAGAUCAAUUUUAAAUCUGUUAUGAAAGUGGUAUUUAAUCUGUGCUACCUUGAGGCAGAAAUUUCUGUCAUGUAUAAACCACAAUACAUUCAGUCGGCAUUUAAAAAGUUUAAGGCCCAUUUAUGCAAUGCGACUAGUCGUGUAUGAUUGUCAUUCUGGCGUAUGAAAACGACUGCUGAUUGCUGAAUGCCACUAUUCCUGGUUCAUCAGUUUAUUGCAAAAUUUGAAAUGUGACAUCUUUACAUGCGUUUAUUUGAGUACAUAAUUAUUCGAUAUGAUUGAAUAACUGAUGAAUCCCAGUUAAAAUUGCUGGACAUGUACUCAAAGUGUUACAGUACGUAGGCAUUGUUUUCUGUGUAAUAUUAUGCAAACAAACUACCAUGAAGCUUGGCUGGUCAACCCAUUAAGCUGCAAUGCACCCAAAUAGAUCUGACUUCAUUACAUUUACUUUACUCUGACUGUUGAAUGGCAGAUGAUUUUACUCAUCAAGGGAAGAGUCUUGUGUGGAUUAAAUUACCCGGUUAAUGGAACCAGUGGCGUAACGUUAUAUCAGGGGGCCCCCGGUUCAAAAUUUUCGAAGGCCCUCCCCCCAUAGUAGAAAUGCCGAAUGCACGAGUUGAGCGCCGUAUAUGCACGAGUUUUCCGGAAAAUUUUUGAAUCUAGACUCUCUGAAAUGCCAUUUCCCGGACUUUGGGGAGAGAUUUUACAGAAUUCUGAUGGUCAGAAAACGACAUUGUAACAUAUUUGUUCUACAGCCUGAGCCUGGGGGCCCCCAUUUGGCCCAUUGGGGUUGGGGGCCCCCGGGUUCUCACGGUCUGAGCCCAUAGUAGUUACGCUACUGAAUGGAACUAUAUGCCAGUGCAUCUUGUUAACCCAUUAAGCUACAAUAUUCCCAACUCUGCCUGACUUCAUUGCAGUACUUUACUCUGUCUAAUGCCAGAUAAUUUUACUGGUCAAGAGAGAGUCUUCAUCUUAAAUGAAGACAUUUUGCAGGCACAUUUUCAAAUAACUUUUGUGACCCCCGCUAUCUGCCAGUCCAUCUUGUUAACCUAGUAUAAAGUUGCAUUGCACCCCAAUGUGCCCAAUUUACUAUGUUACUCUGUCUAAUGCCAGAUGAUUUUACUCAUCAAGGGGGAAAGCACUGGCACUCAGUCGGUUGGUAAGAUAUUACACAGGUCAAAUUAUGAUUAUUAUGUCAAGUUUUUGUGGCUAAAAACAGUGCAUUCUUUUAGUCACUCUGCAAAUAUUUAGCUAUAGUCCAACAGCUAUGUUUUAGAAAUCAUUGGGGCAUGUUGGGGGGGCGAUGGGCAUUGCUCUCCUGGUUGCAGGAGCCCAUUAGGGAAUGAGACCCUGUAAUGGGCCUAAUGGACAACUUACAUGUUAGACUAAAUUUUAAUCUAAGUAUAUAAGAAGGGGAUCAAACACAACAGUUAAAAAGAACGUAAUGAAAUUAGUAAAAUUGCAAAAUUUGGUUGCGAAAUGUUGUAAAAUACAGAUAAUAUUGCCUUGCGAAGUUUGCAUAUUUUCAGUAUAUUUGUAUUACGUGCGGAAAUUGUUACCAUUUUCGGCUGAAAAAUAGUAAAAAUUUCCGCACGUAAUACAAACAUACUGAAAAUAUGCAAAAUUCGCAAGGCUAUAUUUUCUGUAUUUGACAACAUUUCGUAACCAAAUUUUCAAUUUUACUGAUUUUGAUAAGUUCUUUACGGGAAUUUACUUUUUUUUUGUCUAAAUCAAAAAUUAGUAUAACAUGCAAGUUGUCUAUUGUAAACCUCAAAAAUGCAGAUCUUUUUUUAGUCUUUUCUUCUAAAAGCUGUUCUUUCAUAUUUUUACCUAAAUCCCGGGGGAGGGGGUUUGGGCAAAGGGUGGGAAUUUGAAAAAAAAACUUGAGUAAAAUGCCUGGAGUUGCAAAGACAUUGAAUAACAAUGAAGCGUGUCAACUUAGAUGGCACUCCGCAGACCUCCACCAGCUAAUUAUAUAUCAUGCAUAAAUUAUACAAUGCGCUAAUUGCGUCGCUUCAGUUUUACCCUGCCUGCGCAAAGUUUCGUACUAAUACGUUUGAUAGUUCCUGAGUUAUCCUGCUGACAAAUCAGGGUGUUAGCCAGAAAAAAAGUUUGUCCGUUAAACGUAAAUUGGGAAAGUUUUUUGACCCAUCAAAGUCCUUGUGUAGGAAUAAAUAGUGUUCUUUUUCAACGGUGGCUUGGUUUUGUACAUUUCAUUUCCGGUGAAUGAACACUGACAAAUUCACCCGAUGGCACUUCGUUUUGUAUAUUUCAUUUCCGGUGAAUGAACACGGAUGCACAUCGAUUACACUUUGUUUUGUACAUUUCAUUUCAGUGAAUACACACCCAAUAUGAGUGAAACGCGAUACAUUUUGAGAAAAUAGUUAAUGGGAAAAAGUAAACAAAACGUUCUUUGAUAUAAUAAUAUAAAAUCAAACCCAAUGCACUUUCUCAUGAGAAAAAAUGAAAAUCUUCCAGUAGACCCAGUUGGGAAAGCUACUUCAAUUGGGAAGAGUCCGUCAAACGGACAGUAUAUGGGCUAGCUAACACCCUGCAAAUACACAUGCAAAAUAAGUGACACACACGCAUACAAACGCUGAAAUCAUGGCGCACGGCAGGUAAAAAAGACCCCUGCUGGGGGCAGUAGAAAUCCACAUAUAACAAGAGAUAGAAUGAGGAGAUUGUGCCCUAGAAUAAUGUAUGACCAUUGGCAUUGCCCAUAAGUUCACCCCCCUCAAAUCCACAUAUAACAAGAAGUAGAAUAAGAAGAUAGCGCCCUAGAACAAUGUAUGACCAUUGCCCAUAAGUUCGCACCCCCCUCCCCCGAGGUUUGCAUUUGAUAGGUGCAAUAAGCUAUAAACGUGCGCGUGAAAAUCCUUAACGCUUGCGCCCACGUGACCCCACGCUAUUAUUUGUUAUAUAAACAGAGUGUGCAUCAGUGCACGCGAACGCCACGCGAUCGCCAAGCUUUAAAUGAGACCGAAUAUAUCGAAGAAAAGCUUUUAGGCUCACUAUACUGGCCGAUACGGAAGGUACAACUUUCAGAAGCUGAGCGAAUCAGUAAUUCCUCUGAAACCAACGUUUCGAAGCUGAGCGAAUAUUUGCCCUGAAAAUAGCGUUCCUCAAGGUACGGAUAGGCGUUUUUUCACGUCGUUAUGGGAAGCUAUCCGCGGUACAGUGGCGACGUAGCCUUAGAAAGGUCUAGCAUGAAUCUGUAUUUUUGCGCUGCCUAUGUUAAUUAAACAAUGCCACAUCAAUAUAAUGCGAUGAUGACGAUGUGGUGAUUUUCAGUGCUGUUUCAAAUCGUGAUUCAUUUCUCUCCCGAGGCUAAAACAUAAUGCCAAACAAAAUAAAAGUUUACAAGUGUUAAAUCCAAUAAAAGCUGCAUUCAGUAUUUUUGGAAGUGUAUAUUUUGAAUUGGUUAAGUGGGCUUAUACCCAGGAAGGCUUAGGAAUUGAAGGUUUACUGUAAGAUGUGUUUCGGCCACACAGACUGAUGAUCGAACAGAACCCUUUCGAUGCUGAUAUUCAUCAACGUAAAAAAAGAUUAACAAAACCCCCUAUAACUAUGCCAAACUGUGUCGCAUGCGACCUACUUACAACUUGAGUUGUACUGUGUAAAUCAAACACACAACUCACUUACGUUAUCGCAGGUAAAUCGCCCAGUGCUUGGAUGUGCCACACCCCACCAGGGCCGCCGAGAGGGGGGAGGCAGGGGGGGGGGCAAAUUUCCCCGGGCCCCGAAGUGCUGGGGGGCCCCUCAAAAAUUUUUGUUGGGCCCCAGUCUUUUUUGUGUUGUUAAAUAUUUCCGCGCAAAGGACAAGAUAUCUGUUUUCUUGGAGUAAGAACUGAAAUUUGGCAUAAAAAAAUGAGAUAAAGUCCCUGAAACGCAAUAGGAACGUAAUCGUCCGGAAAAUUUUUUUACUCCGGAAAAUAUUUUUUACCCCUAAAAUGGUACACUGACCGAAAAUUUUUUGGCGGGGGGGGAAAUAUUUUUCCGGAAAAAUUUUUUUUGAUAGGGGGUCCCCAAAAAAAAAUUUGCCCCCGGCCCCCGCCAACCUCUUGGCGGCCCUGCACCCCUCGUUCAUGUCUUAUAUGUAAAGAUCUCUUUAGGAUCGCCAGUGACUGUCAUGGUUGACCUUCAUUACCGUUCCCGUUGGAUAAUAUUUGGGGCACAAAUUUGGACUGCCAACGUAUCUAAAUUCUUCAAAUUUUGCUGGCUCAAAUUUAAUGCAGAUUUGCUUAAAUAUUUUAUGCUAUAUGGCAUGAAAAUUACGUGAUUUGCGGACAUGACGGACUUAGACACUUCGUGCUCUCCUCCGUUAUAUAAAAUUACUAAAUAUCUCCGAAGCCUUGAUCAAAUGAGAUGGUGUUAAUGAGAGUUACACAGUCACGCGUUUCUAUUCAAGCUCUAGAAAUAGAAGUGUGAUGAGUGUUUCAACUAUAUUUUAACUCAAAUAGAAUACAUGAUAGUGUUGGGAAAGCAUUAAGAACAGCUAACCAAAAUCUCGUGACUGCCAAGGGAUAUCUUGUCGGGGAAUUGCGCAAACGCGGCGAGCGACUGGUCAUCACGCGACCAAAUUCGACGUCGCGUGCGGCCGAGUUUCCAACGCCGAAAGGCAGCUUUUCACGUAAGCCAUUUACCUAAAGAGUUUUGAGUUUAACUUGUGGGUUUUAUGACGUGUACAACGAGGAAAAUCCUUUAAAACAGAUUUCUCUCUACAAAUUACGUAAAUACUUAUUAGUCUGCUGAGCUUUUAGUUCAGAAAUAAGAAGGAGCAUUUUCUCGUUCGUAUAGGAAGCCGCUUCAACCAGUGUCACAGGUGGUUCAGAAAGUAUAAGGUAGGUGAUGUAAUCACAUUGUAUUCAUUGUCAACCAGCACCUGUUAUGUCGUGGUCACCACGCUUGCCUUUAAAGCUUGGAGAAUCUGGUUCAAUACUUGGUCAGACCUCUACUCAAGCUCUUAAAAUAAUUGAGGAGAAAGAGCUACCUUUACAUUGACAUCAGUAAAUGGUUAGACUUUCGCGUCUUCUCGGAUAAGGACGUUAAAUCGUAGGUACCUCGGAUCCCCUAUCAUUUGGGCGAUCCCCUAUCAUUUGGGCGAUAGCCUGUUAGGAAAUCCGCUGACCAAUGAGCGAGAAACUCACUAUCAAAGUUCCUGUGAUCACAGUAGGAAUUUUGUGUGGGUAAAUUCUAUAUAGGAAUUCUGUAGGAUUUGUAAGAAAUGUUUGAGGAAACUGACUCUGUGUUUAACACGGAAAAUUUCUCACAAAUCUUUCAAAACUUAGGGCCUGUUCAUAUGGGCAAAAGUUAUCCCGGUUAACGAGAAAACUUUUCGACUAGCCAAAUACUUUUGUUCUGUUCAUAUGGAGAAACGUUAUCCCGCUUACCGGGUAAAGUUUUCGGCUGUGACGUGGCACUGAACAUCAAUUGAAUUGAAAAGUUGCUGACACGACAGAAAGUUAUCCCGCUAAGCGGGAAAGUUGUGUUCAUAUGGGAAAAACAUUAUCCCGGUCACCGAGAUCUCGCCUGUCAACAAGCGAGAUCUCGGUACACGGGAAAACUUUUUGUCUCGCAGUGUAACUUUUCGUAUUAUUUUCAUACCAAGGCGAGAUCUCGCUUGUAAACUUGUCGAAAAGUUUUCUCGCUAACCGGGGAUAACUUUUGCCCAUAUGAACAGGCCCUUAGAAUUUGCCUUUGCAAAAUUCCUACUGUGAUCACAGAAACUUUGAUCGUGUAUAUCUUUACGCUAUUACGUAUGUAACAACAAAAUAUACUUGACUGUAUUUAUGUUACACGUCUUAAUUGACGAAGAAGGAAGUGCGAUAUAAUGAUUGCUUAAAGAUACUCCCGUGAAGUAUGUGUCAAAUAUUUGCUAUGUUUUCAUCGAACCAUUGUGUAAUAAUAUCACGACUGGGUAAUCAAACCAAUAUAUUGCUAUUGGUUGGUUGGACGAAAAACAAUACACACGUGACACGUGACGAUGAACCGAGCAUUUUUUGCUAGAUAGUCUAUUAUACCCGCAUCGAGUUCCCUAACCUGCUUACUCUAUUGACUGUGGUGGCAUGGUCGAAACCAGAGGGUCCCUUAGUAAGCUUUUUACUCGAUUACGAUUGAGCUUCAUCCUUAUACAAUUCAGCGCUCAACAGCAAGGAAUGAUGAUUGACACCCCCUACCUCGGGAUCAUUAUCAAUUGACGUCAUUCUAUUUUUAGUGAUGACAACGCAGUUCCAGAAAUGAAAAUUGCCGAUGAACAACUCCAACGACCUGUAACAAGAAUGUACGCGAAAGAAGGCGAAGAUCACUUACGGCAAGACGCCGCCAUAAGAAGAAUUAAUACUCAGCUGCUGGAUCCGGCAGCAUCGCCUCCGUUUAUCUGUGACCUCUGCUCUGUGGCCUUUCUCACGAAACGUGAGCUACAGCUGCAUGUCAUGUGUCAUGGUAUACAUAUAGCUGGGAAUGUUAGCGGAGAAAAAGUACAAGCUGUCAUGCAACAAUCUGGCGAAGCGUCCGCGAUGGGUGCCGUCCAAAGCAGUGAAGGUAACCAAGGAUGUUUGCGCUUUUUAUUGAUUACUUUUACAACUUGUUAUACAUGAAAAAAUUGAGAUUAAAUUUAAGAAUAUACACAUAGAUGAAGGAAUAAGGUUGAAGGUAUAGUCAACAGGACAAGAAUCCCAUAUUAAGACCAACCCAAGAAAGACAACAAUUAGUUAUGACAUAUAUUUAAAGACACAAACACACAUUUACACACUCUGGUAUAUUUGAACAAAUAUUAACAUGAAAAAUGCUUGGAAUUGACCUUCAAGAGCAACAAGUUGGACUGUAAGAACGCCACUUGGAACAACAAGUUUUCCAAGUGCGCAUUCGAUUGACGUUUUUAUAAUUAAAUACGAGGACAGUAUACCCGGAAAAUGUAACACAUUCCGGUAAUUGGUGAAGGCGCGCGUACAUUUAGCAUCCCUUAAUUUCCCAAUGUGUACCGAGCGCUCCCUCACUCGCCGUUAAGAAAAUCGUGUGAAUUCCCGGAACUCUCCAGACUAAUAGGACGAGCCUUUGCGGACGAGAUUGUUCCCAGGAGGUUUGCGUUUCUAUGUAAUAAUCGUAGAAAUAAUAUCUAUUAUUUCUAUGGUAAUAAUCCAGUUCACCCCCAGUGUUCCAGAUUGAAAAGUUAUAUUUUGCGCAGGAAAUACUUUUUCCUUGGGAAAAUGCGCAGAAUUGUCAGAUAUUUUCACAGAAGAUUUAUGGCAGACCAAGGGAUUCUAUAGUCCUAAAGUGUUUUAGGAAGAUCAGAAAUGUGCUUGGUCUUGAUUCACAAAGGCAUUUUGUGCAGAUUCGCCUGAAACUAUUUGCAGUUUUUUACAAUCUGAAGAAUUGCAAGAUUUUUUUGUCACGAAGCUACAAGGAGUGUUUUCAUGUUUUGACUUCGAUUCAAAGACAAAAACUGUUCUUAAUUUUACUUCUUGUCUGCUUGUGUCCUAGGAUCAACCACAAGUGAAACGACGAACGGUCAGCCCGACCCAGAACCAGUGGUUGUGAACAGCGAGGUGAAGAUUGUUGACGUCCUCUCGCUAGCUACGGCAACAAGAGGGUUUAAAGCACCUGGGAGCAUUUGGUGCUCGUUAUGUAAAUGUACUGUCGAUAAAGGACACACUUGUAAAGUUUAUCAGACAAGGUAACGUCCCGUCAGGGAUUGAGGUGACAGAUGUGGUUAGUUGGCCAUUGGUCCCAGAAAAAUUUUGAAGUCAGUAGAAAGAAAGUAGGAAAAUUUCAAUAUCAAAUCAAAUGAAAUAAAUUUGUAGUCAGCUACACACGUAAAAAUCUCACAACUUGUCAAUAAGAUGUGUUCGCAACAGGCUUGUAGCAAGUUUGUCAACAAGUUGUAACAAUGCUGUUAUUUUAUCACGUUGCUACAAGGUUGUCACUCACAACUUGUUGACAAAUUGUUGAAUUGCAGGACGAUAACAAGUUGUUGGAACAACUCGUAACAAGACUGUUGAGUUCAACGACCUUGUAGCAAAUUGUCAACAAGCUGGGAACAAGCAGUGCGAACACGUCCUGUUGCUACAACUGCAGUAUCAGACACUUGAGGGGCCAGGUGCCCCCACACAAUAAUUUCGAAAGGCCUAUAAACGUCUGGUGCUACAUAUCACAAUUAACGUAUAUAAUGAUCAAGUAAGCCUUAAUUAAACGGACACCGAAACCCAUUUGGCAUGUAUGUUGAAAAUGUCGCCCCCAAUAUUUCGUGUGUCCGCCAUUAGCUACAAGUUUGCUGCAGGUUUGCAGGUUUGUUGGGCGAUAUACGAUUAUCGUUUCGAAGAAAGAAACUUGAGCGAUGACAUAUCGUAAUUUGUAUUUUCCAUAUAGUUACCAUGCCGAGAAGACUGAAGAGGGGUUUACAUGUGAACUAUGUGGUCGGUUCUAUAAUCAAAAACGCAAACUCCGCACACAUCUUCGCAACAGACACAAAGGUUUCCGCCUUCAAGAAGACGAGGGGUACAUGUGCUGGCAAUGCUGGCAAGCAUUUCCUGAAAUUAAGAUCUUAGAAGAACACAUUGUGCAAGUCCAUGGGCAUGGUAAGAAUGCUGACAGUCUAACCUAACAUACAGACAUCUCUCUAAUAUGAACACCUCUCUUAUACAGACAUAUCUCCAAUACAGACGUCUCUCUAAUACAGACAUCUCGCCAAUAUGCUAACAUACAGACAUCUCUCUAAUAUGAACACCUCUCUUAUACAGACAUAUCUCCAAUACAGACGUCUCUCUAAUACAGACAUCUCGCCAAUAUGAACAUCUCUCUAAUACAGACACCUCUCUAAUACAGACAUCUCUCUAAUACAGACACCUCUCUAAUACAGACACAGCUCUCUAAUAAGGAAAGAUGCACAUCUUUAAUAUAAAACAAAGUAAUACCAGGCAAUUUUGUCAUAUUUAGAAAGCCGUCGUCAGAAUUCAACAUGGCGGCCAUUCACCCAACCAUCUACGUUACCAUUGGAUGAAAACACAGACGAGGAUGUUAGCCCUGACCCUAAUGGUAGCCCAGUCGAGAGCUCCCCAAAUGCUGAACAGUUAAGCAGUGCCCUGAAACGAAUCAAUGAAGAAGCGCCCGCCAGUUCUCACCCAAAGAGACCUCGUAUGGAUGUAACGAAUGGCAUCAUCAGCGUUGCAGAGGUUUACAAUUAUAUUUUAUUUCUUGUUUAGUGUUGGGGGAGCAUCGGUGACUGAUGUCGUUAGCGCCGCUGAGUUAAGGGUGCCACUGACGGGAAUGAGGCAGACGCUGGGGUGGGGGGUCAACGGUUUUUGAAAGGUGGAAGGGUCAGUUUGGGGCUUAUCCCAGCCCACCCUGUCGACAUUCAUUAUGGGAGGAAACCAAAGUACCCGGAGAAAACCCACGAUUUUCGAUAGACCGUUGACAGACUUUUUUCACAGAAGUGUCAUGCGUCCGCAGCGAGAAUCGAAGCCACGAUCUCAUGAAAGACGCUUUCUCUAACAAUUGUACCUACUAUCAUUGUUACUCGUUGAUGACGUAGUUUUUCUGAUUUGUUUUAGGUUAAUGGGAAAGUUGUGGUCACUGAUACCACAAUACGUACCGACAGUCCCACACACCCUCAGGUGACUGUAGGGAUGUCUGGUAUGUCUGAACCACGAGAUAUUGAACCACGAGAUAUCCCGAUGACUGCUGUGGUUGUUGGUAACCCAAAUGUUAUCGAUGGUAGUGACAUCACCAACCAUACAAUGGACAUCACCAACCAUACAAUGGCUAAUUUAACCACCAACACGGCGGUACCAUCGGCUGAGAAUUCGAAAAAGAAAACAUCGGGCCAUCUGAAACAACAAUGUCCACAUUGUCCUGAAAAAUAUGGCAAAAAAUACAUGCUCCAACUUCACAUCGAGGAAGCGCAUGGGGAGAACAUGCAUUGCUUUUUCUGCUCGACUUCGUGCGCUACGAAAGAAGUGUUGGCCUCACAUAUCAAGAGUAUUCAUACCGAGGAAGUGAAGAAUGGGAAAUGCCCCAUAUGUCAAUGCAAGUGUCUGGGCGAGCUACAUCAGCAUAUAGUUCAGUAUCAUCACAAAGAUCUCUUGACACGGAAGGCCAAAGAGCGCGUGCUGUCCACGUGCCCAAUAUGCCACGCAGCCACAACUGAUGCUUAUCAUCUCCGCUGGCAUAUCUUGAGGGAACAUCGCGGGCUACAGCUUCCCAAGGAAAUACAAGAUGGUUUGAACGAAGAUACCGGAAGUGAGAGCGGCAGUUCUGUGAGCAACGAGGGACAGGACAGGGUAGCAGACGGUACUAAGGUGCACGAUACUACUUCUGAGAGUAAUGGUGGACAUAAGAGUACAACUGAAGAUCAAGAAAACUCGAAAGAAAAUGACCUUGAGAUAGUGUUUGUGUCAGACAAAAAUAUCUCGUCCGAUUGGUCAAAGCGAACAGCCAAUGGUGUUCCUCCAACCAGCCAAGCCUCAAAGCCAACAGCCAAUAGCGUUCCUCCAAGUAGCGUAACCAACGACAGCACGUCUGGUCAGUGUAUUAAAAAGCCUGCGGACAGUUCGGUCGGAAUGAGUCCAAAAGUCGAUCAACGCAUGAACACACAAGGCGAAGUCCACAGUACAACAGGACAAGUUGAACAGACCAAUGAACGAGGCAGUCCAGUCAAGUAUGAUUAUCACAGCAUCAGUGAAGAUACCUGCGUGUUUUGUUUCAAGACACUAACGAAGGAAACAUUAUCGUCUCACUUACGUACAGACCACGGCUGGGUAGAUACAUUCACUUGCCCGGUAUGUCCUGCCAAAGCUGAGAAAUACUUAAACAUCGUCGAGCAUUUCUGUCAAUCUCAUUUUCAUCCAACUGACGAAGUGUCCAUGACGCAAUGUGAUGCAAAGUGUUUGAAAUGCGACAUCAUAUUCCAAGACAUAUCCCACCUCAAGAAACACGCGUCAGCCCUGCACUCUUUCCAGCUGCCAUCCGAGGCGUCGUACAACACUUUCAAAUGCAGACAUUGUAAUAUUAUCUUCGAGAAACAGUUCGACGCACAAAAGCACUUCGAUGUUUACCAUCUUUUCCGUAUUCGCUUCAAAUGUGAAUCGUGUCGGAUGGGUUUCACGGCCAAGCACGAUUUUCAAGAACACGUGACCUGUAACCACCCGGAGUUGGUGAAAAGCUUUUGUCCAGUUUGCGGACUUGGGUUUGAGGUCAGCUCGGACCUGGAAGAGCACGUAUUUGAGAUGCAUCGACGAAAAGCGCAGUUCUGCUGCGCGCAGUGCGGAAACGAAUUCGGGGAUCGUUUUCACGUCCACAUGCAUAUUCGUUCCAAUUGCUGUGUCACGUGGGCUGAUAGCAAUUUCGAAUGUUUGGACUGUUUGACGGCAUUUUCGUCCAUUUCUGAACUGCGAAUCCAUUGCAAGCAACGAAGCUGUAAACAAGACGCGAAGAAUUGAUCAGGUGUGUUUUGCAUGUUGUCAAGGUGUAUUUUAAUGUGUCCGUAACGACAUAAGUCAGGACGCAGUGUCUACGUCGAGAUAAAAUUGCAGUUGAAUCUUAUAAGAUGCAACUGAGUUGGAAGAAUUAAAAUACGCAUAUCAAAGUGUUGAGCUGUUCAGUCAUUCAUUGUGAAUCACAUGUUGCGAAUAUAUAAUCACAUGUUGCGAAUCCUUAGACUUGCAUAUUUUCUUAUCUGUGUCAAGCAAAACAAAAAAGGUUUACUUAGGGCAGUUUACACUAUCAAAGUUUCUGUGAUCACAGUAGGAAUUUUGCAUGGGUAAAUUCUAAGUUUUGAAGGAUUUGUAAGAGAUUUUUGAGGACACUGACUCAGUGAUUCAAAAACGGCAAUUUUAUCCCGACGAUUUCAUGCGGGACAGUACCGAACUUGUCUAGUGAAAAACUAGAGUAGGUAGGUAGGGUUAUAUAAAGGUUUACGCACGAGUUUCAUAGGCACGAAAAUAUCGGGAAUGGUUUGUUCCCACAAACAUUGUUAGUAUAGAUCACGUUUUUCUAACUGGGUUGUUCGCCUUGUGUUUACAAUGCAUUUUUGAAGGCAGUAAACUUGAAUCAUUUCCAGAAACCUAUCCUAUCGAUACUUGAAUGACAUCCGCGGUUCCUUAAAGCAUAAUUCAGUAUUUGAGAAAGCCAUAAUGAGUUGAGAUAUGUAUUAUAAACGAAAGCCAUCUGAAGUUACUUAGUCUUUUUUGGGCGUCGGUGAAGUAAUGUUGUAAGGGAUGGGAUUGUUUAAAUUUCACAAGAGUGUGAAGGAUAUUUUGUUAACAAACGACGCCGUAAUUUGUGUCUGAACUGCAUAAAAAUGAUUAAAAAUACUUGUAGUUGGAAGCUGAAAUAGUUCUAAUUACCCCGUGACGAAGGGCCUUUUCCCGAAAUGUUUUCAAUCUUUUUCAGUGGCGAAGUUAGCCAUGGCGAAGCUGAGCUGUAUCUAAAUAGGUUAAAACGAUCGAUACAUUUCUAAAGAUUUGAAUAAUCCAAAUAAGUAAACAUUUGCAUAGCACGACCUGUUGCUAUGGCUAGCUUCGCCAUCGAUCUUUUCCAGGUAGUUCAGACACAACCCACGGCAGAUUAUUGUAGAAUACCAUAGUAGUCCAGUAUUUUGACAUGCAUUUAAAUUUUAAAAUGCGCAAUUUUUCAGUUUUAGAGAUACCAUACUAUAAGCAAAAAUAUAGGGCCAGGGGUUGGUUCAAAUCGCGUUGGCAUAACCUAUUUGGCAUAAAUAAAGCCUUUGGAGGAAUCUUUGAUUUGCUUUGAUGUAGUUUGCUAUCGUUGAUUGUAAAUAUUCAUUUUGAAAUAGCAAUGUUGGAUUUUGAGAGCUCUGUAAAGUAUAUGUUACAGAUUGAUGCCGUAGAUUUAAAAUUACAAGAAAAAUGUUAUAUAUUGAUUAAACAUUAUGUUUCUACAAAAGCUGUAGUAAUAAUAUUUAUGAUUGAAUUAUUUAUUUAUAUUGAAGUGAAGGUCUCUGUAUAUCUACAGGCCUGUGGUUAUCAGAUGAGAUGAUGAAAUUGCGAAGAUAGAUUUUGAUGUAUAUAUUUAUUUUGAGGUAAUUUAUUUUCGCGUGUGAGAGAAUUGAUAAAUAAGAAAGGCGCAGUAUUUUACUAGGUUGAAUAUCCGUCCCAAAAAUGCCACUCGAUGGAUGUUUCAGAAUUUAUAGUGGAUGAAAUGACUAUCAUAUAAUUUUAGUUCCUAAUAUUUGACUGAUGAAGUGGCCAAACGUUUGCCUUCUAAAAUUACCGAGGGUGGCGAAUAGUCCAACUUACGCAAAUUAUGUUAAUUAGGUAAAAAUUAUUUCAAUACUUUUAGAGGAGCUAGUAUUAUUAGUAUUCUAAUAAAAAUGAGUACAAAAAUGAGUUUGAUGCCCAGAUGUAUGUGUUCGGAAUUUUCUGUUUUGCGACAGAAAGGAUCCUUUAAGCCCCCUACAUUAAUAUGUAUUACCAAAGAUUUAGCGCGUUAGGCAAUUUUCAAAAGUCACCUUUAAUUAACAAACAUUGUCCAAAUUCUUAAUUUUAUGGUCUUUAAUUUCAUAAAAUAUUUCCAGACUUGGGGGACCUUGAACAGUAUCAGAAGGAUUAGGUCAAUCGUCUCUACGGCACAAGAACUUAGCUGUGUAGUAAGAUACGAAUUUCUAUAAAAUCUCUUCAGAUGGCUUUCGUUUUUGAAUUUUCUUAACUUCGAUCCAAAGGAACCAUUUACAAUUAACCAACCAAGAACUAUUUGCAUAACGUUUACAAUAAAUUCAAGUUAAUGCUAGUAUUUCUACGUUUUAUCACAAUAUUUCUGACUUUUGGUAAAUAAAAUAUAAUGGCAAGGAAAUUUCAGUUUGUCCGUCCUUAAAGAACUCUAAAUUGUAGAAUAGUUAAUUUUGCAAAACAAUUUCAUAUUUUAGUUGAGAUAUAUAUUUUCACAUACGGUUAUAGUGAGGUUCGUUUGCAUAUCAAACGUACUAAACCGAAAAGAUUAUUUUACAGUUUUACUUGUUCAAUCUAAACAGACUUGAAUUUCGUUGCCAUUAUUUAUUCAAGCCCUGUUUCCAUCUGGUCGAAACUGUUGUCAACAAGACUUGUUCGACAAAGUCAGUCUUUACUGAUUACUAAGGUAUAUAUCGCGACCGUUACGAUCAAAUGAAAACCAGGAUUUGUUCUCGACGAUGGCUUUUAUUCAGCCUAAUAAUUGGGUAGUUAGUUAUUUUUCAGCGUUUAUUGUCACGUCUGACCACGCCCAUCUUGGGAGAGCGUAGUUACAUUGUUGUAUUUAUUAAGCCUGCGAGCAGGCUCUACAUCGGGGCGGGCCUAGUUGCCUGCUCGCAGGCUAUCAAGCCGAGCUCUCAUGUGUCGAGAUUUUGAACGUGCAUAAAUUAAAACUUUUAUGUUGGUCACGUGACCAGCUAGAAUAUUUCCGUUUUUUCAAUGGAACAAGGUUGUUGUCAUGCCAAUAUCAGGAUGUGUUCGCACUGCUUGUUCCCAGUUGUUGUGACAAGUCUCGAACAAGUUGUUAACACCUUGUUACAAGGUUGAUGACGGUAACAGACUUGCUACAAGCGUGCUAUCAUCAACUUGUUAACAACUUGUUGCGAGUCUGUUGGCCUCAUCAACCUUGUUACAAGAUGAUAACAACUUGUUCCAGACUUGUCAACAGCUGGGAACAAGCAGUGCGAACACAUCUUGACAAGCUGUGAGAUUUUCACGCGUGUAGUUUUAAGCAGAUUUAACAUCACGUGAACUCUUAGUACAGUCGCCUAUUCAGUGUUAUUCGAGGGGUUCAUGAGAACUCCGCAUGAGGACUCUCACACAUGAGAACGAGGCCUAAGUAGUUCAUUUGCUAAGCAUUUGUAUGAUUAAUAGAACAUUAAGUUAUUAAGUAAGUAGUGGGCGUAGUUAAGUAGAACUGUAAUGAAAGCUAGUGUCUGGUGGCGUAAGGAAGAACUAAGACAUGGGUUUUACUAAGCUAUAUCUCUUAAUUCUAUUUAUUGACAGAUUAUGACUUACGAUUCUAAGGCUGACGUUCACACUAUACGGGCUAGCUUUCCAUAGCGGCGCGAAAAAGCACCUAUCCGAUACGGAAUGUACAAGUUUCAGAAGCUGAGCAAAACAACAUCUCUCCGUUGCAAUAUCUGAAAAUAGCGUUCCUAAAAGGCACGGUAGUUGUUUUUCACGUCGCUACGGAAAGCUAUUCGAUACUAGUGUAAACGUUACACUCGAAUUUCGAUGUACAAAACUCUUAGUGAAACCAUCAAUGUACUAGUGCUUCCCUGCCGCUCACCAGCACUGUUUUCAGAUAUGCAAGUUUGACUGACCAUCAUUCACACGAGUUUUUCUUCCAUCAAUUUUGACUGCAUCGUUCUUUAAAAUAUCGCUUCUAUUUCCCCCUUCGAUAGUCAAAUUCUGGAAUUAAAGUCUGUUGUUCUGGAUACAUUUUAAAUUGAAAAGAAAUUUUUAAAGAACGAGACAAUUUAGCGAUAAUUUAUUAGUGGUCGUUUGUUUCGAUUCUAGUUAUAAAAUACAAUUUUUAUGCAGAGGUUGGAAAACUUGGUGAAUGAAAUAAAAUGGGUGCAACGAAGUUUAGCAAUAUGCUAGGCUGUAUUUAGGUAUUUAUAACUGUAGAGCUGUUGUAGUUUGAAUAAAGCGAUGUG